Coniophora puteana RWD-64-598 SS2 is the source of this 2151-nucleotide messenger RNA. RefSeq names its product PLP-dependent transferase. NCBI's taxonomy places the organism in Eukaryota, Fungi, Basidiomycota, Agaricomycetes, Boletales, Coniophoraceae. Bases 53 to 1462 code for a protein of 469 amino acids. The transcript has 9 exons. The record is from RefSeq and is a predicted model, not a curated record.
UUCCUCUCUCGUAUCCGCCCCUCCACCUUACCACCAGUCUCGAUCAGCGACAAUGGCCACUAGCAACUCCUCCACGCUUCAUAAACAAGAUGUCAGCCUCGAGCCCACCGAGCUCAUCAAGGCCGACAAGACUCCGCCCGCCUUCGGGCAUGACAUGCACUCUAUUUUUAUGCUCGACCCUGACUUCACAGCUCUGAACAACGGCUCAUACGGCACGCUCCCGCGUCCUGUCCUCGCCGCAUGCGACGCACUCACCGCGCGCAUCGAGUCGAGCCCGGACCGCUUCAUGAAGCUCGACAUGCCGGGGAUACUCUCUGACGCGCGUAGGCGCGUCGCGGAGUUCGUCAAGGCUGAGCAUGACGAGAUCGUCCUCGUCCCUAACGCAUCGCAUGCCUUCGCCACCAUCCUGUCAAACUUUGAGUGGGAGAAGGGGGACGUGCUUCUCGGAGCUACAACAACGUACAGUUCCUUCGGCACAACUCUCGAAUACCUCAGCGACAAGCACCCGCACCCGACCAUUGAGACUUUCGAGCUUCUUUUCCCGACGUCGCACGCGCAGAUCCUCGCCGACUGGCGCGCCUUCAUCGCGCGCAUCGCCGCUGCCCACCCGCGCACUUCCGCCUCCUCUAGUGAUGGUCCGACGCAGAAGGGGUUCAAGUUCGGCGAACGCAAAAUCGUCGCCGUCAUUGACUCGAUUGUGUCCAACCCCGGCGUCCUGCUCCCCUGGAAGGAGAUGGUUUCAGUGUGCGCCGAGUACGGAGUAUGGUCGCUCGUCGACGGGGCGCAUUCGCUUGGGCAGGAGAUGGAUUUGGAUCUGGGAAAGGAUAAGCCUGAUUUUUGGUUGUCGAACUGCCACAAGUGGCUCUCGGCCAAACGAGGCUGCGCGGCGAUGUAUGUGCCCAGGAGGAACCAGCAUGUCGUGCGCUCGCCGAUUCCGACGCCGGCAGUGUACAAGUCGCUGCAGGGUGAGGGGUACGAUGGGCCUCAAGAUUUCGCACUCCUCUUUGAAUGGACCGGUACGGUCGACUACGUGCCCUUGCUCAGCAUAGCUCCAGCCCUCGACUUCCGCCGCUGGCUCGGCGGCGAAAACCGCAUCAAUGCCUACUGCCACACACUCGCCCUGCGCGGCGGCACCGUCCUCGCGCGCGAGCUCGGCACCUCCUUUCUCCAAUCCACGUCGGCCUCCCCAAACAACAUCGACGAAUUCACGCUCAACAUGGUGAAUGUCGAGCUGCCGAUCGACGGGGACAUCGAGGAGACUGCGGAGAUCAAAGACAUUCUCAUUCAUACCCUCAUCGCGGAGCAUGGGGUGUAUGCGGCGCAUUUUAGACACAACAGGCGGUGGUGGGCGAGGGCGAGUGCGCAGAUUUGGAACGAGGAAUCGGACUUUGUCAAGCUUGCGCGGGCGCUGAAGGCGGCGAGUAAUAGGGUGCAGAAGCAUGCUGGCCGUGAGCCUCAUUAGAUGGCAUUGUCAACCUCCAUACCCUCUAAUGCCCUGUUCUGUCUUCAAACCACAAAAUUGGAAAACAAGUGUCGUCCGGAGAAACAUUCAAUAAAAUGUACAAAUAAAAGAGGUCGAUGGUACGAGUAAGUGUAGAUUACUAUAGCGUCGGAUGGAGCGAAAUAAAGACUUUAACAUAAGAAAUACCAUCUAUGCACUUGUCCCGAUGGUCACUCCGGCCCCAAUCCCGCCAACGCUAAGGUAUGUCGCAGGCGCAUUCUGGUACGUGCCCCACAUCAUGUACGAGUAGCUCGAGUACGCAAAGUUUGCGUGAGGUACCACAAAGGUAGAGUUGUACCAGGGCUGCUCCGCCGAGAUCUCAACUUGCGCACGUGAGAUCAAUAUCGGGAGGUCAGCGUUGUCGGUGCUGGUGGCGUCGUUCGGGUUGUAGUUGGGCGGCUGCAGAUAGUAGUUGACGUAUUGGGGGAUGUAGCCGAGCUGCACGCCGCAGGCAAAGUCCGCGUUCACAGAUACGGUCUGUCCUGGGAUCAAAGUGGUGGUGUUCAGAGUGAACCCGCCGAAGCGUGCCGCUUCGGGGCAAGAGCCAGAUUGCGCGGAAACGGCGCCAGCGGCGGCCAAGAUGGCGGCACUCGAGAAAGUGGCUUUCAUAUCGACGAGAGGUACUUAGUUAACAAGCGGGGGGAAGAGGG